GAUCUUCCUGGUGUUUUUCGUCCUUUCUUUGCAGCAACAGAUCACGGGGAAUUUGACCGCAUAUGUGACAAGCGCCUUUUCCAAGCACACCCUGUUGGCCACAACGACCGUAAUCUCCAGCAUCAUUAGCGCGGCCGUCAGACUUCCAGUGGCAAAGAUCAUGGAUAUCUGGGGUAGGGUUGAAGGGUACUUGCUGAUGGUUUCGUGCUGCACUCUGGGUUUAGUCAUGAUGGCCUCUUGCAACUCUGUAUUUUACUGGGUCGGACAUAACGGCAUGGCGUAUGUCCUCGAUAUUUUUCUGGCAGACACUUCGAGUUUGAAGAACCGAGGCUGGCUGUUCGCCUUCUCGACCAGCCCUUAUAUUGCAACCACGUUUGCCGGGCCGGCAGCUGCUCAUGCGUUUUAUCGCUUCAGCAGUUGGAGAUGGGCUUUCGGGACUUUCUCGAUCGUAUUACCCCUUGCUUCCGCCCCAGUAGCCGGCAUCUUUUUUCAGAGCCGGAGAAAGGCGAUGGAGCUAGGAUACCUGGCCAAGAAGAGGAGCGGUCGAACCCUAAUACAAUCAGUAAAGCAUUACUUCGCCGAGUUUGAUGCCAGUAACCAACCAAAAACUAAAAUAGUUAUCGGGAUGAUAUUGCUCAUCGCUGCCUUCGCAUUAAUUUUGCUUCCAUUUAGCAUCUCCACUUAUCAAAGUGCAAACUGGAAGUCACCAGCGGUGAUAUCAAUGUUAGUCAUCGGAGGAUGCUCUCUUGCCGCCUUUGUUCUCUGGGAGCGGUUUGGUGCUCGGGUGUGUCUCGCGCCAUUCCAUCUUCUUGUCGAUAGAACGGUCGUCGGAGCGUGUUUGGUUACCGGAACCGUGGUGCACCGUCAAACAAUCCAGAACGCAGGAUACAUAGGAAAUAUCUACAGCAUCGGGACCUGUGUUUGGUCCCUUGCGACUGGGGCGAUAAUCCGUGCCACCGGCAGAUUCAAGUAUCUUGCUCUGGCUGCGAUCCCAUUGCAGAUGAUUGGAGUCAGUUUGAUGAUCCGGUUUCGGAAACCGGGGACAGACAUAGGGUUUAUUAUCCUAUGUCAGGUUCUCAUUGCCCUCUCCGGUGGUACGAUGGUAAUCUGCGAACAGAUUGCGAUUAUGGCAGCAGUCAGCCACGGAGAAGUGGCCGUCGCUCUCGCUCUUCUUGGGCUUUUCAGCAGCGUUGGAAGCGCGAUAGGACAGACGAUCGCUGGUGCCAUCUGGACCCAUACGAUUCCGCAAUACUUGCAGAUGUACCUACCCGAAUCCGCAAAGUGGAAGGCAAUGGAGAUAUACGACUCUCUGGAGGAACAGCUGUCAUACCCGAUGGACUCCCCAGAGCGCCAGGCAAUAAUGUCUGCCUAUGAAGUAAGUCAGCGACGGAUGCUGAUUGUGGGACUAUGUGUGCUGCCCCUGGCAAUGGUGUGGAUUUUAAUGUGGAGGGAUAUACAGCUGAAGAAUGUGAAGCGGGCUAAAGGAACGGUGUUUUAG
Molecule: messenger RNA, 1498 nt
Organism: Coccidioides posadasii C735 delta SOWgp
Lineage: Eukaryota; Fungi; Ascomycota; Eurotiomycetes; Onygenales; Onygenaceae
Source: RefSeq, a predicted model, not a curated record